AUGCCACCCCCCCAAAAGGUAGCCAUAAUCGGCCUCGUAACCGCCAAGACCCUGGUCCACAAUGCCCCACCGGGAACCUUCCAGCCUACUGUUUUCGAAAAGCGCGAGAGAGUCGGUGGGCUUUGGGGUAUAGAUCUUCCUCAACGUGAACCUGAGGCUGGAGUUGAGGCUGAGGGUUUGGUGCCCGGUCUCAUGCGCACGAAUCUUAGUCGGUUUACGGUUGCGUUUUCGGAUCUUGAUUGGGAGGCUACUGUUCUUGAUGGCGGGGGAGAUGGUGAGGGUGGGGGUGAGAGUGAGAGUCUGCCGAUGUUCCCUCGUGCGUGGCAGGUCGGGACUUAUCUGAGCAAGUAUGCGGAGCUGUAUCUUCCUCCCGGGGUUUUGAGGUUGGGUUGUGAGGUUGAGCGGGUGGUGAAAGGGGCGGAGGGGAAGGGGUGGGUUGUGCGGUGGGUUGAGCGCGGGUUAGCUCGCUCCGAGUACUUCGAUUACCUGGUCGUCUCGUCGGGGUACUUCUCCCGCCCCUAUAUCCCCGAUAUCCCUGGGCUCGGGCUCGGUGUUCCUGCGGAUACGACUGUCCACAGCUCUGCGCUGCAGAGUGCGGCGGAUGUGCAGCGGUUAUUUGGGCGGGUGAGAGGAUCAGGUGGAAAGCUGCUGGUUGUUGGGGGCAGUAUGUCUGGUGUAGAGGCUGCGUCGAAGUUGGCUUUGCAUCUCUCUUCGAUGGAUUGUGCCCUUGGGGCGUCUUCAACACUACCGAAAGAGCAAUUCGAGCUACACCACGUUUGUUCGCGGCCGUUCUGGACGGUUCCGACUUAUCUGCCCCGCAAGUCUGUGCUAGGUUCUAAUCAAGAAACCACUGUGCCUUUCCUGCCUCUUGAUCUCGUCUUCUACGACCUCGCCCGCCGCCCACCAGGGCAAGUCGAGUACGGGCUCGGCCUUCUGACCCGCGAGCAAAUCUCCAAGACAAACACAUACUUCAGCGAGCUACUUGGCAGUGAUUAUACGCGGACAGGAAGCGUGGGGGUUACGAGCGAGAACAACCAGACGAGUCCUCAGCCGUCAUGGAUAGCCAUUGGGAACGACUACGCCGAGUACGUGCGUGCUGGGACCAUCAAUACCACCAUCGGCCGGGUAGCGGCCAUUAGUCAUGCCCAUUCUUCGAGCGCUCAUGCAAGCGUAGAGAUCAAGCUUCCAACAGGCGAAAGUAUGGUGCUCGACGACGUCGCCGCAAUCAUCCUCGCAACAGGCUUUACGCCUUCCGAAUCACUCGCCUACCUCCCGCCCGCCGUCCUCUCCACCCUCGAAUACUCACCGCACGACCCCUUCAUCCCGCUGAUCCUCGACAACAAAGGAACCACACGCGCCGAGAUGCCCGAUCUGGGCUUCGUCGGCUUCUACCGCGGCCCUUACUGGGGCGUCAUGGAAAUGCAAGCCCGCAGUCUGGCCGCGCGAUGGACCGCGCACGCCACUGCUUCCGCUGACGACCACCCACCUUCAUCCCUAGCUCUCGCAAGAGAAAGUGAAAGGGCGAAACUGCGCCAAAUCCGCAGGCCCAGCAAAGCUAAUCCAGACAUAGCAGCAGUUACAGCAGGGGCACCGGCCCAACGCAGCCAAUUCCCAAUGGGCGACUACGUAGGCCUAAUGGAGUCUUUCGCGCGCGAGCUCGACAUCCCGCGCACGCCGCUCUUCCCAUUGAAACAAGAACCUCCCAGCGCACAAACCCCCCCCAGCAAAGAAAACAAGCAACCCCUCAACCCAAUAAUCCCAGCAAGAUACCAACCCCACCCUCAACCUCACACACCCAGGAAUACAACGCCAGCACCCAGCAAAAUAGACCACGAUAUCACCCUCACCACCGAGCAAGUAACCAAAACCCUAACCUCCCUCCGCAAGACGCUCUCCCCACCCCGCACCACAGGAGACCUCAGCACCGCGACCGCGAUCUUCAGAGCUCUGCAUGGUUCCUGGGUUUUCUCGCGGACGGAACCGCGAUCUGAGUGGUCUACAAGACUUACAGCUCCUACUACUGCAGGACGAAGGAGAGGCUAUGCAACCUUCUAUCCCCGGUACACUACAGCCCCGGGAUAUGAGAAGGAGUAUCUCUAUACUGAGACCUGCCCUCGGCCCCAGACGUCCGAUCUCGAUUUAAGGGAAUCAUGUAAGAAGUACAUUGAGAGCAGGAGAGCUGUGUAUAGGCUUCUCGGUGAUGGCUCGGAUGAACUCAACGGCCAGAUCCGUGUGUGGAAUGCGGGUGGUGAAUACGAUAGUGGAGGAUAUGAUGACGGCAGUGGUGGUGACGGUAGGGACGGCAGGCCUGUACCCGUGUCUUCCGUGGGGAGAUUUUCUCAUGGAAUGGAGGUCCGGCCGGCGAGGGUGAUUGCGGGUUAUGAUGAUGAUACGGCUAAGAUGGAGAAGGACAUGGGUUCGGAAAUGUAUGUGGUUUGUGCGAGCGGGAGGGGUGGUGAGCAUCCCUCGCAAAAGUGGGAAUAUAGAUUCUAUCUCGAAGGGGUGUCUGUUGUGCGGUGGGAGUGUGUGUUGCGUGAGGAAGGGUUGGACUGUGGUUCAGGGGGUGGUGGUAGGAUCACAGAGACGGUUUAUGUGCGCUGAUAUAGGAUGAAAGUGGAAGUGGAACGGGUGACCAUGACCGACCUUGGUCAAGCGCGUGGAAGAGAGGGC
This is a messenger RNA of Aspergillus homomorphus CBS 101889, 2670 nucleotides long. RefSeq lists its product as uncharacterized. Bases 1 to 2601 code for a protein of 866 amino acids. The record is from RefSeq and is a predicted model, not a curated record. Lineage: Eukaryota; Fungi; Ascomycota; Eurotiomycetes; Eurotiales; Aspergillaceae. The transcript has 5 exons.